This is a messenger RNA of Trypanosoma theileri, 2343 nucleotides long. RefSeq lists its product as uncharacterized. The coding region runs from base 1 to 2343 and encodes 780 amino acids. Gene Ontology annotation, cellular component: nucleus; preribosome, small subunit precursor. The record is from RefSeq and is a predicted model, not a curated record. The transcript has a single exon. Gene Ontology annotation, biological process: maturation of SSU-rRNA from tricistronic rRNA transcript (SSU-rRNA, 5.8S rRNA, LSU-rRNA); ribosome biogenesis; endonucleolytic cleavage of tricistronic rRNA transcript (SSU-rRNA, 5.8S rRNA, LSU-rRNA). Gene Ontology annotation, molecular function: GTPase activity; GTP binding; U3 snoRNA binding. NCBI's taxonomy places the organism in Eukaryota, Euglenozoa, Kinetoplastea, Trypanosomatida, Trypanosomatidae.
AUGGCGCGUAAUAAAACUCAUAAGCAGCGCUUUAGUUCUAAACAUGCUCUUUCAGGUAAGGCCCAGGGGCGUUCCAUUUCUUCGACUACAAAAGGGGUAAAGACGGUUCGACCGAUGGAAGCUAAGGAAAGAAAUCGACAGUCUGCCCUUGCCCAUCGGAAGAAAAAAACUGCCCUUGCACUUCAGCAGAAGCGAGUUGGAAGCUUUGGAGGGGUGCCUCGUGCGAUAGGGGUAAUUCCUGCCAAUGAAUCUGGAAAUACAGAAUUGGUCGUGCAAGGACUUUGUCAAGCAAUGUCUUGCGAUAAACCUGACUCAUGCUUUCCGUUCACAGCAGUUUCUAAAGAGAAAAGGGCAGCCUUUACAUUUAUGACGGAGAACCGGUGCAAUGACCAGGAUUGUAUUGAUAUUGCAAAAGUUGCGGAUGUUUUAAUCCUUACAUUGGAUGCAUCCCAAACUGUUCAAGAAACUAUACGAGAAAUGCAGGAUAUACCAGAGGAAGAAGAAGAAGAAGAAGGAUACUCUGUAGUAACUGGUACAACGUGGUUUGGAGACAUUGGACUCUGUAUAACCGAUUUUACGAGAGAUCUAAUUACUUCUUUAAAUGCUCAAGGUGUGCCUACUGUUACUGUAGUUCUACAAAAUCUUGAUACAUUCAGUGAGAAACAGCGUCAUAAAGUUCUCCGUGUGCACCAACGUUAUUUUUUGUCUGUUCUACCGGAAACGACUAGAGUGGUUUCUAUUACUGGGGAUCAUGAUUAUAUCUCUUUACUUCGUCAUAUCCAGGUUACAAAAUUACGUCCAUUGAUUUGGCGUGAGCAACAUCCUUAUCUCGUCGUGGAAGAAGGAAAGUACUGUGAAGAAAAUAAAAAAAUGACUAUUGGGGGAUAUCUCAGAGGAUUGCCACUUUCUGCCAAACAAUUAAUUCAUCUUACUAAUCAUGGGACAUAUCAAAUUGAAAGUAUUUCCAUAGCAGAUUCAAGUACGGGGGAUUAUCAAAUUAUUGAUGUUUCUGAAGUAGAUCAACGCGAAUCAUUAGAUUAUGUCCAGGCAAAUGCAACUCUUGAAGACGCAGAAGGACCUACAGAAGAUGAUGUUGCAUACUAUCAAUCGAUGGGAGUAAAAAAAAUUAAGGUUCCAGAAGGAGUCUCUGAUUAUCAGGCAGCGUGGUAUGACCUUGAAGAGAACAAAGUAACAGAAGAUACAAUGAUGGAGGAGGAAUCGAUAAAAGGUGAUGAUGCCUUCGCUGGAGAAGAGUUUUUAUCUCAGAAAACUUCAAAAACCGAUGUAGACUUUCUUAAAGUUGAAGAUAUUCUUCGUUUGGAGCGUAUGACAGAUGAAGAACGUGCCGCUGAAAUGCAACGAUUACGAGAAGAAAGUGAAGAGGAAGCGUGGAAUCCUGAUAUGGUAGAUACACCUAUCAAUUUGCCAGCUAGACAAAGGUUUGCAAAAUAUCGUGGUUUAAAAAGUUUUCAAACUGGUAAAUGGGAUCCUGCAGAGAAUCUUCCAUCUCAUUACGCCUAUAUCUAUAAACUACAAGGGUUGACACGAAUUCGGGAAGCAGCUUUGCGUAAGUGCGGUGAAGGUCCUGUGCAAGCCAAUCAAUUUGUAUAUAUAACUCUUGUUGAGGUUCCAAGCAGUGUUUGGUCUAAUACAAUGUCCACUGGAUUUCUUAUUGCUUCAGGACAAUUGGAACAUGAACAAAAAUGGUCAGUACUACAUUUUCAGGUUCAACGAAACUCAGAAUGGGAAGAACCUAUUAAAUCGAAAGUACCUAUGCUAGCCCAUAUAGGGUUUCGAAAAUUUUAUGUUUCUCCUUUGUUUAGCGACAUUGCUGCUUCAGAUCGCACAAAAUUCGCUCGUUUUUUUCAUCAAUCUGAAGUUUUCCGUAUGGCGUCUUUUUUUGGUCCAAUAUCUUAUCAGCCUUGUCCAAUUCUUAUGUUUGAGGUUCCUUCUUUGGAAGAGCAAGGGGAUGGCAAUAACUUGCGUCUCACAUGCUUCGGAGGAGCGUUACCUCCAAAUCCAGAUCUUUUAAUUUUGAAGCGUGCAGUGCUUUCUGGGCGUGUUGCAACUAUUCACAAAAAACAAAUUGUAGUGAAAUACAUGUUUUUUAAUGAUGAAGAUGUCCACUGGUUUCAGCCUGUGGAUUUGCAUACUCGACUAGGAAGACGUGGAAAAAUAACAAAGGCUGUGGGAACUCAUGGUUUGUUUAAGGCAUCUCUUAAUGAUCAGGUUAUGCAACAUGAUAUUGUUUGUAUGGACUUGUACAAACGUGUUUUUCCAAAAUGGACGACUUUGCCAUUCAGCAUCUCUGAUAUACCGGGGUCCUUAAAUGAAGAGGUCUGA